Messenger RNA from Sycon ciliatum, 4105 nucleotides. RefSeq lists its product as uncharacterized. The record is from RefSeq and is a predicted model, not a curated record. The transcript has 14 exons. Bases 290 to 3157 code for a protein of 955 amino acids. Lineage: Eukaryota; Metazoa; Porifera; Calcarea; Leucosolenida; Sycettidae.
CAUGAUGAUAUUCUUCCUUUUCGCCCUAUAAAAGCUGCUACUGAUUUCUACACAACUGCAAAAACAACACUCAACAGUGCCGAGCAGAAGAGUUUUCCCAAUCCGUAGGAACGCCACCAGCCUUCAAGGAUCGAGGCGCAGAUGCAGCUCUUGGGAGAGAUCUCAGGAGUGGUCUGGCGGUUCACCAGCGCGGUCGCAAGCAUCACCUUAUUCCCGGGAGUAACCCCAGGAGCAGCCACAGCCAGCGCACCAGCAACGCCAUCGGCAGCAACAGCCUUGGUGGACAAGCAUGGACAACAGUCAAGCACCAGUGAGUUCUGUAGCAACAAACAAAUCCACUGCAGACUUCCAAUUCUCGUUGGCAGUGGCUGGGCAACUAAAGCAGCAGCAGCAACAACAUCAGCAGCCGCAACAGCAGCAGCAGCCGCAACAACAGCAGCAGCCGCAACAACAGCAGCAGCCGCCACAACAGCAGCAGCCGCAACAGCAGCAGCAGCAGCCACAACAGCAGCAGCCGCAACAGCAGCAGCAGCCGCAACAACAGCAGCAGCCGCAACAACCUCCUCCACCGCCGGCAACGACUGGCAGCAGUCUACACCAGUCACAGUAUGGUAACACGACAACGGCAUCCUCCCUCAGUGGACCUAGUGGCGCAGCAGUAAACGCUGAUACGAGCUCUCCGUACUAUCGCCCUGGCAACAGACCUUUGGAGCAUGGUUACGCAUCUUACUCUGGAUCUUUGGUGAAGGCACUGUCCGGACACCGGAGCAUUAGACUUCCGGCGCGGUGUGGCGGUUCGCCACCGCCGUUGCAAGCACCACCUGAAUCCUGGGAGCAACCCCAGGAGCAGCCAGAGCUAGCGCACCAGCAACGCCAUCAGCAGCAACAGCAGCAAUUGCCUUCCUGGACUAGCAUGGACCCCAGUCAAGCACCAACAUAUGCAUCCAAUGACUUUUCGAUGGAAAUGAUGCAGCAACAGCAGCAGCCGCAACAACAGCAGCAGCCGCAACAACAACAGCAGCAGCCGCAACAACAGCAGCAGCCGCAACAACAGCAGCAGCCGCAACAACCUCAUUUCCCACCGGCAACGAAUGUCAGCAGUCUAUACCAGUCACAGUAUGGUAACACACCAAAGGCAUCCUCCCUCAGUGGACCGAGUGGCGCAGCAGUAUACGCUGAUACGAGCUCUUCGUACUAUCGUCCAGACAACAGAUCGUUGCAGCAUGAUCAAACAUCUUACUCUGGAUCUUCGGUGAAGGCACUGUCGGGACACCAGAGCAGUGUGAGUAAACAGACACAGACAGACUCACGAACGAAUGGCAGCAGGCUAUACCAAUCACUGUAUGGUAACACACCAACGGCAUCCUUCCUCAGUGCACCGAGUGGCGCAGCAGUAUACGCUGAUACGAGCUCUUCGUACUAUCGUCCGGGCAACACACCGUUGCAGCAUGGUCACACAUCUUACUCUGGAUCUUCGGUGAACGCGCUGCCGGGACACCAGAGCAGUCAGACACAUGGAUACAAUGCAUUCUUGAUGGCAAUGAUGAAGCAACGACAGCAGAAGCUGCAACAACAGCAGCAGCCGCAACAACAGCAGCAGCCGCAACAACCUCACUUCCCACCGGCAACGAAUGGCAGCAGUCUAUACCAGUCACAGUAUGGUAACACACCAAAGGCAUCCUCCCUCAGUGGACCGAGUGGCGCAGCAGUAUACGCUGAUACGAGCUCUCCGCAUUUUCGCCCUGGCAACAGACUGCUGCAGCAAGGUGACACAUCUUAUUCUGGAUCUUUGGUGAAGGGACUGCCGGGACACCAGAGCAGUACACAUGGAUACUAUGCAUUCUUGAUGAGAAAGAUGCAGCAACAACAGCAGAAGCCGCAACAACAGCAGCCGCCGCAACAACAGCAGCAGCUGCCACAACCUCACUUCCCACCGGCAACAAAUGGCAGCAGUCUAUACCAGUCACAGUAUGGUAACACACCAACGGCAUCCUCCCUCAGUGGACCGAGUGGCGCAGUAGUAUACGCUGAUACGAGCUCUCCAUACUGUUGCCCUGACAACAGACCGUUGCAGCAUGGUCACACAUCUCACUCUGGAUCUUCGGUGAAGGCACUGCCGGGACACCAGAGCAGUAUGUUUGGCGAAGACAUGCUACAGGCAAUGUGUGCCACUGGCGCUCUCUACUCAGGCGACACAGCACAGACUUAUCCGGGCAGCGCAGGAAGGACUCAGAUGGGAGCAGCUAAUCUAUCGGCGACAGCAGAUACAGGGCUGCCAUCGCAAGCAUCGCAGAGACAUGGAUCCACUGCAUUCUCGAUGGCAAUGACGCAGCAACAACAGCCACAGCCGCAACAACAGCAGCAGCAGCCGCAACAACAGCAGCAGCCAGAACAACCUCAGUUCCCGUCGGCAGCAAUUAGCAGCAGUCUAUACCAGUCACAGUAUGGUAACACGCCAACGGCAUCCUCCGCCAGUGGACUGAGUGGCACAGCGGUUUACGCUGAUACGAGCUCUCCGUACUAUCGUCCUGGCAACAGACCUGGGCAGCAUGUUCACACAUCUUACUCUGGAUCUUCGGUGAAGGCACACACACUGUCAGGACACCAGAGGAGUAAAAUACAUGGAUCCACUGCAUUCUCGAUGGCAAUGACGCAGCAACAGCAGCAGCAGCCGCAACAACAGCAGCAUCCAGAACAACCUCAGUUCCCGUCGGCAGCAAUUGGCAGCAGUCUAUACCAGUCACAGUAUGGUAACACGCCAACGGCAUCCUACCUUAGUGGACCGAGUGGCGCAGCAGUAUACGCUGAUACGAGCUCUCCGCACUAUUGUCCUGGCAACAGACCGUUGCAGCAUGGUCACACAUCUUACUCUGGAUCUUCGAUGAAGGCAAUGCCGGGACAUCAGAGCAGUAUGUUUGGUGACAACAUGCUACUGAGAAUGGGUGCCACUGGCGAACUCUACUCCGGCGACACAGCACAGUAUUAUCCUGGCAGCACAGUGGCUCAGAUGGGAGCAGCUAAUCUAUCGGCGACAGCAGAUACAGGGCUGCUAUCGCAAAUAUCGCGCGAGACACUUCAGGAAGUGAUUCAGUUAAUUUUGGCUCACAGAAACGACCUUCAAAGUGAAAACGAAGACCCGUUGGCUGAGUUUUUGUAGCAGUGUAAGGAAGAGAAGGCCAAGACCCAGGGAAUUAGCUCUGCCUCAGGCGGGGUUGAUCAGGGAAUUAGCUCUGCCUCUGGCGGGGUUGAUCAGGGAAAUAGCUCUGCCUCUGGCGGUCCUAAUCAUGUCGAGGACGACCACGACAAUGAAAGUUCCGGCGGUGCAAAGGGAGCGGGACUAUAAAUAUUCAAAUAGAAAUGACAUUAGGUAAAAUGUACGUGAGAUGACAGUGUGCCUGCUGCCGUAUCGUGAAUCGGUCUCACCGAUAGGCUGCUGUGCCUCAGACUGAGUAAGAAUAUCUGGGCUGCUGGCUGCAGAUGCGCGGACAUGAUGUGAAUGUCGAUGGUAUGAACAAGAUGAGCUCGUUGAACUGUCGACCAUCUUGCCUUCUACAUGUAUUUUGUCCAGUGUUUUGCCCCAUGUUUUGUCUGUGUUUUGUGCCAUGUUUAGUCCAGUGUUUGGUGCAGUGCGUGUGUGCUCCAGCAAUGCUUGUUCUCCAAGCUGGUAUAUUCCUAUUGCUGCUGCUGCUAUCAAUACUAUGACAUUGUGUCAUGUCAAUAAAAACAAUAAAAACAAAAAUAUAUAAAAAUGGACUCGGGUGGACCUUCUUGUUGCUUGUAGUUCCUUGGUCCUUUUUUCUUUUCUAUACAACGAUGUAAAAAAAUCAGUUGCCACGGUUACUAUGAUUGUGACUCGUUUGUACGUUUGACUUAAUUAAGCAGUGUGAACCGCCAGAUCGCAGUAUACCUCAAGAUCCUCAAACCUUUCCAGGCAAAUGUGUUCCUGUUUGUAUUAUUUUUACUUUUUCACCUUUUCAUGUCACUUCUCCCCUCUCACAUAGCAGCCACCUUUACUUCCUUUCCCCAGUAAACUCCCUUUGAUAGGCAUCCAUUUGCCUCUGGAGAAUCCUUGCAAAAUAUAAUACAUGCAUGAAAAAUAAUUAUA